CAAUUCGCAAAUAUGAUCUUGUCGAUGACUUCCAAUUAGUCAAGGAAAUGAGAGGUAGCAAAUUCAUCACGUAACUUUUUUUUUUUUUUUAAGCUUCCUUGGAGGUCUCGUUUGUUCCAAUGUAUGUAUAGUAAUAAAAAAAGAAAGAUCGUCUUCUUCAGAGUUGACUGGUGCAAGACUUUUAUUAGUAGAGUAGAGAAGCAAUGCGUAUGAAAUAGGAGACCGAAAAAAAAAAAAGAGCGCAGUGCAGCGCGUGGAAUUUGGAAGGUGAGAGGGGGAGACAGAGAAAAGGAGUGAGUGAGAGUGAGCUGGGAGAGUGCGAGUACGUAAGGGAGGUGGAGCCCACCACCCAUGUGCCCUCCGCCUGUCUCCACCAGCUCCUGCCCUCAAUCAUUACCGCUCUCUCUUCUCCUCCCCUCAACUCAACUCAACUCAACUCUUCUCUUCUCUUCUCCACUCUCAAUUUCUUCCCAAUUUCCACUCCUCUAAACCCUAGCUUCCGCUGCCACUGAUUCCCCCUUUCUGUUGUUCUUUACCAUGUCUACGUCGGCAGCUGACGGGACCAACGGACCCAUUGUCGAUCCUUCCCAGCGGCACCUCCAGCUCCAGACAGUACCCGCCGCCUCCGCCCCUGUCAAGAAACCCCCCGCCAAGGACCGCCACAGCAAGGUCGACGGCCGAGGCCGCCGCAUCCGCAUGCCUAUCAUCUGCGCCGCCAGGGUCUUCCAGCUCACCCGGGAGCUAGGGCACAAGUCCGACGGUCAGACCAUCGAGUGGCUCCUCCGCCAGGCCGAGCCUUCCAUUAUCGCCGCCACCGGCACCGGCACUACUCCCGCCAGCUUCUCCACCGUUUCCCCCUCCGCCCGCAAUUCCUCCUCCUCCUCCUCUAUCUCCGCAGCGCUCGACCAUAAGCCCCUCGCCCAUUCCCUCCUUACCCCCACUCCCUUCAUUCUCGGCAAGCGACUCCGCCCCGACGAUGACGAACACCACCAGCACCUCUCCAAGGAUGACGUCACCUCUGUUUCCGCUUCUGUAGGCCCCACCGUCGCUGCUGGAGGCUUCUGGGCUCUACCCGCCCGAACCGAUUUUGGCCAAGUCUGGAGCUUUGCUGCUCCUCCUGAAAUGGUCGUUGCAGCUUCAAAUAAUUCCCAUCAUCAUCACCAGCAGCAGCACCAACAACAACAACAUUCAGCUUCUUUGAGGUUUCUACAACAACAUCAGCCGUUGGGAAUUGGGGAGGCCUCCGCAGCGAGGGUCGGAAAUUACUUGCCCAUUGCUCAAGUACAGGGUCAUCACCUCAAUUUGCUUGCAUCCCUCUCCGGCCCUCCCCCUCAGUCGUCCGAACAACGAAGGGAUGAUGAUGCCAACUGAACAUCACAACCUAAUCUUGCCGUCUGUAGCGCUGAUGCUGUUGUUGUUUGAUCUUGCUAAUGAAUGAUUCGCCCACUGUCAGUAUUGCAUAUGAAUUUGUACCCUAAGUCCUCAUAAGUUGUGCUGCUUUUGGUUGGUUGCUUGCUUGUGUUUUUGAAGGACAUGACAGACAACUCCUCCUCUCCUUUUAUCACCUCCUAGCACUAGCCGACACAGAAUUACGGUGUCUGCUUCUGUUAAUUUCGUUGUGGUUUUCUUGUUCGUGAAGCUGGUAUUGAUAAGUUCUAUAUCCAGUGCUUGUAUUUAGAAUUCAGAGUGCUGUUUGUAGCUGUUGUUUGCUUGAUUCAGAUACCCAAUUCGUGUAAGAUUGUAGACAAUAAAGGAAAUUGUUUCGCACUUUUA
This is a messenger RNA of Salvia miltiorrhiza (redroot sage), 1773 nucleotides long. Its product is annotated as transcription factor TCP7-like. The transcript has a single exon. Lineage: Eukaryota; Viridiplantae; Streptophyta; Magnoliopsida; Lamiales; Lamiaceae. Gene Ontology annotation, molecular function: sequence-specific DNA binding; DNA-binding transcription factor activity. Gene Ontology annotation, cellular component: nucleus. Bases 538 to 1371 code for a protein of 277 amino acids. The record is from RefSeq and is a predicted model, not a curated record.